This is a messenger RNA of Coffea arabica (coffee), 1206 nucleotides long. RefSeq names its product putative homeobox-leucine zipper protein ATHB-51. NCBI's taxonomy places the organism in Eukaryota, Viridiplantae, Streptophyta, Magnoliopsida, Gentianales, Rubiaceae. Gene Ontology annotation, cellular component: nucleus. Gene Ontology annotation, biological process: positive regulation of DNA-templated transcription. The record is from RefSeq and is a predicted model, not a curated record. Gene Ontology annotation, molecular function: sequence-specific DNA binding; DNA-binding transcription factor activity, RNA polymerase II-specific.
GGCCAGACUGAGAGAGAUAAGGAAGUGCCUUACAACAAGAAGUCGUCCUCAGAAGUUUUCAUUUUCUCUGUCUUUCUUUUCUUUUAUCCUAAUCUAAUUACUAGUGUUAUAUACGUGUAGUGCACUGCUAACUGAGCUUGCACCUCCAGAGGGUAGUAAAGAACCCUACACCGCCCUCCUCGAUUUCACCUUGUUGCUUCCCAAAUUAACUAAAAUUAGACUUCCUUUCUCUCUGUGGUCCAGCCAAGUACUUGACCAAUUUGAAGAAUAUCAAGACUUCUUGUACUACUAGUAUAUAUUUGGAACCUUUACUGCCAUUUUUCCCUUAAGAGAGUGGGAGUUGGCAAAGCAGAGAAAAGGAGGUUCGAAAAUAUGGAUUGGAAUGGCAAUCUUAGACCGCCCUUCAUCUCUCGACCAACUGAUACUUCUUUGGGCUUCUUCUACAACUAUAAUUAUGACCCUUAUCAAGUCAUAGAGAUGAAGCAUGCGUUGCAGGCACCACAUGCAGCAGUGGUCUCAACCAUGGACAAAACCAUUGGUUACGGGAAUCAAGAUCAGAAGAAGAAACGACUGACAACUGAUCAGUUGGAGUCACUGGAGAGUAGUUUUCAAGAAGAGAUAAAGCUGGACCCUGACAGGAAGAUGAAGCUGGCCAAGGAGCUUGGACUUCAGCCUAGGCAAAUUGCAGUCUGGUUCCAGAAUAGACGGGCCAGGUGGAAAGCCAAGCAGCUGGAGCGCUUGUAUGACACAGUUAAACAGGAACUCGAUGUUGUUUCCAGGGAGAAGCAGAAGCUCCAAGAAGAGGUCGUGGCUUUGAGAGCUAUUCUAAAGGAGCAAGUCGGCAAGAAGCCAGUUUCUACCGGCUAUACAGAAAUGUCUGGGGAAGAAACUGUAGAAAGCACCUCCAUUCCCAGCUCUAGCAAGCCUCGAGGAGUGGGAGGAAACAACCUGCAAACGGCGGAGUGCAGCUAUGUCUUCAACGUCGAUGACUAUAACCCUGUGAUGCCGCCUUACUGGGCUGGUCUACCUUCAUAUCCAUAAACUUGUUUAUAUAGUUAGACGGACCUUUGUUCUAAUUAGUUCUUUCUUACGAUGUAAGCUUUAGAAGAAGAGGAACCCUAGUAGUCGUUUAGCUCGGGAACUUAACUACUAUUCCACAUCCAUCCAACCAACUAGACGUGACUAGCUCGAUCCGGAUAUUCUGUC